AGAGAAAACAGAAAAUGACUGUAGAGCAAGGAAUUGGAGAACCCAGAGACCAGUUUCCCAUUGGCAUGAGGGUCUUAGCCGUUGACGAUGACCCUACUUGCCUCUUGCUGCUAGAGACUCUGCUUCGUCGUUGCCAAUACAAUGGUCUUAAUAUCCUCGUCCUUGUGUUUUUUCAUUCACUCGUUUAUGGGUUUUCCGAGUUGGGUUUUUGGAUUCGUACUUCCUUGUUAUGAUUUUGAUGUUGGUUUGCUGAUUGGCUAAUUUGGGUGUUCAUGUCCAUUUGGUGUUUCAGUUUAUUUCAUUUUGUUCUUUGUUUCGCAAUUUAUUUAUAUAUCUGCGUGGAAUACGAAAUCUGCGCCAAUUGUUGGCUUAAUUGAACUUCUCUGUUGUAUUUUUUACUCCCUUAAUUUUUUCUUGAAGUGUGUGUCUCUAUUUCAUAUCUUUCUUUCGCGAGAUGGGCCCUUAGAUGUGCAUCUACUUUAUGCUUUAUUAUUGUGAUAGAGUUUACAGUUUCGCUUUUGAAUCUUUACCGUCUCCACCAGCUUUAUAUGAUUUUAAUUUAAGUGUUUUAUAAUUAUUGGAACUGUAGGAUCCACCGAGUUGAUUGCUUAUGUACCUUUGGUUCUAGUUCUCUGGAGUUAGAUUUUUAUGUUCUUUGCUUAAGUUUCCAAUAUCUUGUGAUUUAUUGGGUGUGACUCAUUACUGGAUUUUUUUUCCCUUCGCAUUGGUUAUGUACUAUUCACUGCUUUUAUAUGUUUUAACUGAUUGUGGUGUUUCUGGAUUUUGACUACUCAGUUUUAUUCAAAAUGGAUUUUGAUCUGUGCAGUUACCACAACAAGUCAGGCAAUUGCUGCAUUGAAGAUGUUAAGGGAAAAUAAGAACAAGUUUGACCUGGUUAUCAGUGAUGUGCAUAUGCCAGACAUGGAUGGUUUUAAAUUGCUGGAGCUCGUGGGGCUUGAGAUGGACCUACCUGUCAUAAAAUGAGGUUGUUCGACCAGGUCGUGAUGCUAAUUCAAUUGUUGAUAUUAUGUAGUGUUGUCAGCAUAUAGUGAUCCAAAGCUUGUGAUGAAGGGGAUUACUCAUGGAGCUUGCGAUUAUUUGCUGAAGCCUGUUCGAAUGGAGGAGUUGAAGAACAUAUGGCAACAUGUAAUUAGGAGAAGAAAAUUUGAUAACAAGGAUUGGAAUAACUUUGACAACCAAGACAAGCUUCAUCAUGGAAGUGAUGAAACCACAGCUGACCACAAGCUUAAUAAAAAAAGGAAGGACCAGAAUGAAGAUGAGGAUGAGGACCGUGAUGAUAAUGGACAUGAAAAUGAGGAUCCAACAACCCAAAAGAAACCUCGGGUUGUUUGGUCUGUAGAGCUGCAUCGCAAGUUUGUCGCAGCUGUUAAUCAGUUAGGCCUUGACAAAGCUGUGCCUAAAAAGAUUCUUGAUUUAAUGAAUGUUGAAAAGCUUACAAGAGAAAAUGUCGCAAGCCAUCUCCAGAAAUAUAGGCUUUACCUUAAAAGGAUCAGCGCUGUGGCAAAUCAGCAAGCUACUAUGGCAGCUUUAGGCAGCCCAGACGCUUCCUAUUUGCAAAUGGGUCCUGUGAAUGGACUUGGUUUCCCCAACUUGGCUGGAACUGGGCAGUUUCAUAAUGCAACUUUCAGAUCUUUCCCACCUAGUGGUAUGCUUGGCAGGUUAAAUUCUCCUGCUGCUCUUGGUAUGCGUGGUCUUCCUUCUGCUGGAGUGAUUCAGAUAGGUCAUUUACCAACCACAGGCCAAUUGACUAGCAGUCAGAGCCAAUUCCAGUCAAUUAUUCAUCCGAGAAACGGUGGGAAUGUGCUUCAAGGGAUGCCAAUGUCAUUAGAAUUUGAUCAAGUACAUUCUAACAAGGUUGUUACCUACAUUAGAGAUACUGAUGUUAAUGAUACAACUACUCCCUCUGUUUCUAGUGGCUUCCUAGAUGCAAAAAUAAUGGCUGGCAGCUCAAACGGUCCUCUUCUCGGUGUUUCAAACAAAUCCUUGAUGUUAGAAGGGAAUGCUCUAGAGGCACAAGAUGGCCAAAAGUUUGGAAAACAAUCUUCCCUUGCUGUGGCUUCUUUAUCUUUAGAUUCAGGGUUUUCUUCCAAUUUUCUGGAUAAUGGCAGCUGUAACGACAGCUGGUCAAGUUCUGUUCAUUCGACAGGCAUCCAAUCAAAUUCUUUUGCCUUAAAUGAAUGCUUUCAGCAAGCUACUAUGCAUCCUAGUAACAUCAGAGAUUGCGUGUCAACAAUGGCUUCACAAAGUGGGAAUAAUGCUUCUCAUGUCUCUUCUAUUUCUUCAAUGCCAAUUCACUUGCAGGACUCCAAGGCAGAUGUACAUUGCCAAAUAGCUUCAAUUACGAGUAAUGCUAGACAAAUGAUUAACAAUGCCCCACAAAGGUGGGAUGACCGGAGGCAAGAUGCUUCUUGCCGCUCAAAUGCAGUUUGUUGUUCAAUAAACUCUGGAGUUCCUAUUCAUGGUACUGGGAAUCCAAUGGGUCAGAGUUUGGACCCAAAUGAUGUAAUUUUGGAUAGAACCAAGAACUUCAAUUCAACAAGACAACCAAAUAUUGUUGAUCCAUCUCCCAUGAAACAUGAUGAGGUUGAAAAUUUGACUAUGGAGUCACUAAUGAGGUCCAACGAAGGAUAUGCGGUAGGCCAACAGAACCAACAGGGCAGUCAUGUUUCCAAUAAUUUCGGCUCCUUGGAAGAUUUAGCAUGUGUAAUGGUGAAACAGGAAAAUAAGGUGACAGCAACAGUAGGAGAAUUUGCUUACGGUGCUUAUUCUCUGAGGAUGAGCAUGUAAAGUAUAUUUUAUUAGCUGCCUAAAUCCCCAAGAGAGAAGGAUUGCCAGAGAAUCAUGUUUUUCCCUCAUGUGAUUUAGGCAACUUUACUAGCAGUAGUUUCUAUUUUCAGCUUAGAAAAUUUUUCUAGCUGGUUGAACAGUCAUACAACUUGUAAAAAUUUCUUAAGAACAUGUUUGUUCUUGAACACUGGGAAAUGUAUAUUCUUGAUCAUGAACCCAGAGUAGCAUUUUGCUUGUUUUUA
Manihot esculenta (cassava) is the source of this 3050-nucleotide messenger RNA. RefSeq names its product two-component response regulator ARR12. The record is from RefSeq and is a predicted model, not a curated record. The transcript is spliced from 5 exons. Gene Ontology annotation, molecular function: DNA binding; DNA-binding transcription factor activity. NCBI's taxonomy places the organism in Eukaryota, Viridiplantae, Streptophyta, Magnoliopsida, Malpighiales, Euphorbiaceae. Gene Ontology annotation, cellular component: nucleus. The coding region runs from base 1066 to 2808 and encodes 580 amino acids. Gene Ontology annotation, biological process: regulation of DNA-templated transcription; phosphorelay signal transduction system; cytokinin-activated signaling pathway.